AUGGACAACGAUAUGUCAUAUUUUCGGAAAAAGGAUCAAACAGAGCUCAUGAAAUCUAAUGAUGUUGUGUUACCCAACUUCUACGAGAAGUUUGGGCAAUUGAUAGAAGAUUUUGACGUCAGAGACGAUGACAUUUGGGUCUGUGGCUUCCCGAAAACAGGAACUACAUGGUGCAAGGAGAUGACGUGGUGUGUAGCAAACGAUUUGGACUUCGAAGGUGCCAAACAAAAUUUACUUGAAAGAGUUCCACUUUUAGAGAUGUAUUCAUAUCAAGACUUUGAAAAAGCUAUGCAAGAUAACCCAGAUAUAGAAAUACCGAAGUAUAUAUUUGAUUCCAUAGGGUAUAUAAAUGGAUUGAAAUCUCCAAGAUAUAUCAAGACUCAUCUACCUUACCAACUUCUGCCAAAAAAACUUAGGGAAAAAUCUACCAAGGCUAAAAUCAUAUACAUGGCCAGAAACCCAAAAGACACUUGCCUUUCAUUUUUCCACUUUGCAACCCUCCUUGGUUCAUAUGAAGACAAUUUUGAAGCAUUUUGUGAACUGUUUAUCUCCAAUUCCUUAUGUUACAGUCCGUUUUUUGACCAUAUUCUUGGCUUCUGGAACCGAAGAGAUGAUCCACAAGUACUAUUCUUGAAGUAUGAAGACAUGAAACAGGACCUACAUUUGGUACUUCGACAAACCGCUCAAUUUUUAGGCAAACAUAUGAAUGACGAUCAACUGUUGGCUUUGGAAGACCACUUAAGUUUUAAAAGCAUGAAGAAAAAUAGUGCUGUCAGUGGCGAACCAUUUAUUGGUAUAAGCUUAAGAUUAUUUAAUGGAUCAAGAGGCAAAGGAAAUAUUAUAAGAAGUGGUAAUGUCGGCGAGGGUAAAACAAAUAUGACACCCGCGUUUGUGAAAAUUUUUGACGAAUGGGAAAAUAAGAGUUUAGAAAAAAGCGGAUUAAAGUUUUUAUGA
Molecule: messenger RNA, 954 nt
Organism: Macrosiphum euphorbiae (potato aphid)
Lineage: Eukaryota; Metazoa; Arthropoda; Insecta; Hemiptera; Aphididae
Source: the annotation of a GenBank genome assembly